Molecule: messenger RNA, 4356 nt
Organism: Rhinopithecus roxellana (golden snub-nosed monkey)
Lineage: Eukaryota; Metazoa; Chordata; Mammalia; Primates; Cercopithecidae
Gene: SPIN4
Product: spindlin family member 4
Exons: 1
Coding region: 758-1507 (249 amino acids)
Biological process (GO): gamete generation; regulation of DNA-templated transcription
Cellular component (GO): nucleoplasm; cytosol
Source: RefSeq, a predicted model, not a curated record
GCUGGCGUUUGAGGGAAACGGUCGAGGGGCGGAGGAGGAAAUGAAAGAGAGGGCGCGUGUGUCAGUACAAACUGAACACGGGCACGCGCUCUGACCAGCCUGGCAGCCGCCCGCGGAGCGGAAGGCGGGCUGUCUGGGGGCGGGGCCAAGGCUCAGGCGGGCUCACAGGGGGUGGGUUCCCUGGGCCGCAAAGACCCGGUCGCCAGAGUGAAGCCAAGCCAACUAGCGCUGCGAAGCCCAGGCCGCGCGGACUCCCCAGAGACGUGCCACUGCCUGCGCCUUUGCCGCUGCAGCCAUCCCUCUUACCCCUUGCCUUUCUUCCCCGUCGUCUCCUCUGUCGCCGUGCCGCAGCCGCACCAGCAUCGACAACAGCUAAGUGGCCGAUUCGGGGACUUGGGGUCGGGGUUGGGGCGGGCGCAAGGCACGAACUGCACUCGCGAGCCCGCCAUCUCUAGCGUCGGCCGCCACUGCUGCAGUAACCCUUCUAGGGCGAGAGAGGAAAGCACUGUGGAGAGGCACACGCUGUCCCAGUGCUCACGGUUAGAGUUCCAGCGUUUCCGCCAAAACCUUGGUGAGAGCCUUGCACUUGGAGAAGGGAGAACAGACCAGGUCUUUGAGAUCGCAAAAAAUAAAUAAAUAAAUAAAUAAAUAAAUAAAUAAAUAAAUAAUAAAAAUAUCAUAUUGCAUAGUGUUAACUUUUUGUCAGUUUAAUCGACCAGGGCAGCAGCUUUCCCCAAGCCCUCUUAAUCCUUGAGCUAUGUCUCCUCCGACCGUGCCUCCGAUGGGGGUAGAUGGCGUGUCCGCAUACCUGAUGAAGAAAAGGCACACCCACAGGAAGCAACGGCGCAAGCCCACUUUCCUCACUCGUAGGAACAUCGUGGGCUGCCGCAUUCAACACGGCUGGAAGGAAGGCAACGAGCCCGUGGAGCAGUGGAAGGGUACUGUGCUCGAGCAGGUUUCCGUGAAGCCCACACUUUACAUCAUUAAAUAUGAUGGCAAAGAUAGUGUGUAUGGACUAGAACUGCACCGCGAUAAGAGAGUUUUAGCGCUAGAGAUCCUUCCUGAGAGAGUGCCAACUCCUCGUAUCGAUUCACGACUGGCAGAUUCCCUGAUUGGCAAGGCAGUGGGGCAUGUGUUUGAAGGUGAGCAUGGUACCAAGGAUGAAUGGAAAGGUAUGGUCCUGGCGCGAGCUCCUGUGAUGGAUACUUGGUUUUACAUCACCUACGAGAAAGAUCCUGUUCUCUAUAUGUACACGCUGCUUGAUGACUACAAAGAUGGUGACUUACGCAUUAUUCCAGAUUCCAACUACUAUUUCCCUACAGCAGAACGGGAGCCUGGAGAGGUGGUCGACAGUCUCGUGGGCAAGCAGGUGGAGCAUGCCAAAGAUGACGGGUCCAAGAGAACUGGCAUUUUUAUACAUCAAGUGGUGGCGAAGCCAUCUGUCUACUUCAUUAAGUUUGAUGAUGAUAUUCACAUUUAUGUCUAUGGUUUGGUGAAAACUCCUUAAAUUGUUUGUGCUCUUUACAGAAAUUGUGGAACUGUUAGAUGUAAAUUAUUUUGUGUUCUCGUAGUUGUGAACGCAGAGAACAGUUUAGGUGUCAGAAAUUCGGGAAAGUGGAUAAAUUUUAUUGUGCCUCCAAAUCUUACCUUGACUAGUUUCACAAUUUUGCCUCAAGUGUACUUUGCUACUUUUGAUAUUGCGUUGUUCUGUAACUUAACAGUUAAAUUGGGUGCUAAUAGAAAAUUAAAAAGUGUUUGCAACCUUUGGAACAAUGCAAAAAGAGAUUAAGAAAAAUUAAUGGUGUAAACCCACACCCUGUCGUCCUUACCCCUUCCUUUCCUUACCUCGUUCCUUCUCAGAAAACAAGUGUUGAGGAUGCGAAGUACAUCCUUCCACCUCUUUUCCCUAUCUUCAUACAGAAAGUAUGUUCUAAUAGUUUCUGUAAAAAUGGCAAGCCACAUGCUUUUCUCACUUCACAUGUAGAUGAUACCUCCUUAUCAGUAGCUUCAGUCUUUCUUGCUCUCUGGCUCUCUCUGGCCCUCACUCUUACUCUCUUGCACUCUCACUCUCCCCCUCCCUCCCUUCCUCUAACAGCUGAAUACACAGUACUUGUUGAUGUACCAAAAAAGCAUUCAGUCAUUUCGUUAUUUAUCGUCUUUUAUUUCCUUUUUAUUUUUUCAAAAUAACGCUGCUGUAAUACAUAAUACUGGUGCUUUUAUGUCUAUAGGUUGGAGUCCCAGAAAUACUAUGUAGAGAUAUGUUUCAGAAAUAUUACAAGAUUACUAUCCAAAAUGAAAGCGCCCAUUUCAGCAUCCUCUUCAGCACUCUUUAAUGCUUGAAAAUAUGAAAGGCUAAAAAUUGCAUUGUAUUGCUUGUGACUUUAAUUGCCUUUUAUCUGAGUUCAAAGAGAUUUGUUGUUGCUGUCCUUGUUUCUGUUUGGAUUUUUCUCUGAUUUGCCUGUUCUUACCCUUUGUUCAUGUAUCUAUUGAUGUUUUUCAUUAUAAAUUUGUAGAAAUUCUUACUACAUAGUGCAUAUUAAUCAUUUGUAGCUCUAAUGUGUUAUGAUUUUUUCAUCUUGACUUUAUUGAUGAUGUAUUUUCCUUUAAAAUUUUUAAACAUUUUAGGUAGACCACUAUCUCUUUUGUAGAUUUUGGUUUUCUUUUUUUACCACAUGGAUCCCCCCACCCAAAGUCAUACAAAUAUUCAUCUACAUUUUCUUCUAAUAACUUUAUUAUUUUUAAUGUUUAAAUGUUUGAUCCAUCUGAAAUCUAUUUUUGUAUAUGGUGUAAGAUGGGGAUCCAGCUAUAACAUUUUCUCACAUUGGAUACCUGAUUGUGACAUUUAUUUAAAAUAUUACCCAUUUUCAAAUUUCUGAGCCAAUAUCAUGAUUUAAUUAUAGUGGCUUCAUCAUAAGUUUUAGAAUCCGAUAAAGCAAGUCCCAUGUCAGUAGUUUUUUUUCUUUAUACAAUCUGUCCUAGACAUUCAUUCUUUCAUGUGAAAAAAUGAAAUGCAGAAUUUUAAUAAAACUCUAAUUAUGAUGGCUGACAUCACAAUUAUAUUAAAAUCCUGCAUUUUUGUUUAGAGGGCUCUCUAAUAAUAUUAAAUCUUAGCACUCAAGAGUCUUCAUACAUCAUUGAAAUCUUUUGGUCUUGUUAUUGGAAUAUUCUUUACAUAAGUAUAUCAUAGCUAAUUGAAUUUAUUUCUAAGUAUUUUUACAGUUUUAUUUCAUAUUUUGACAUUGUGAAUUGGUUUUUUUCUUCUCAUUUGUAAUUUUCUGUUUUUGACAAUAUAGACAACCUAUAGAUUUUUGUAUUUUUAUCUUCUGUCUAAUGAGCUUAUUUAAUCAUUGAAAUUACAGUAGAUUUUUAAGAAUAUAAUGUUUUGGGUUUUCUAGAUAUGAAAUUAUUUCACCUGAAAAUAUAGAUCAUUUUAUUUCCUCUUAAUGUUUACUUUAAGAGAUUACUGUUACAUUAGCUCGAUUUUUCAAAACAAUGUUGAAUAGUGAUGAUGGCAGACAUGACUGUCUUGUUCUUAAUUUUCAUGCAAGUAAGAAUGCAAAAUAUUAAUAGGGUAUAGUAUUCCCUAUUAGUGUGACAUUUGCUUUUGGUUAUUAGUAGAUAGUCAUUAACAUGUUUAAGAGUUUCUGCUAUUCCUGUUUUAUAGUGUUAUUGCUAGAAGUGGUUCCUGAAUUUUAUAAAAUGUCUUUUCAGCAUCUGUUGAUAAAAUUGUGUGAUUUUUUUUUCUCUUUAAUUUGUUGAUGUGAUGAAUUAGAAUGGUAGGUAUUUGAUGUGGAACCAAACUUGCAUUUCUGGAACAAAUCCUUCUUGGUCAUGGUUAAAUAAUGAUUUGCUACAUUACUGGGUUUUAUUUACCAGUACUUAAUUUAGAAUUAUUACAUUUUCAUUCCAAAGUAAAAUUGUAUUUUGUCCUUCUGAUGCUAUGUUUAUCAAGUUUUGUUAUUGAAGUUGUGCUAGCUUUAAAAAAUAUGAAUAUGUGAGUUUUCAAUUUUUUUUCUUGUGGUCUGAAAUAAUUUAAAUAGCAUUAGAAUUAUUUGUUCGUUAAAAGUUAACUAGGACAAAGUGUAAAACAGUCUAAUCCUGAUGACACUUUUGAUGGUAGAUUUUUAAAUCAGCUUUGUGAUUUCUUUGAUAGUUAUUGGUUUAUUCAGGCUUUUUAUUAAAAAGGUAUACACAUUCUCUGUGACAUACAAAGUUAAAAGUUGUCUCUAUUAUUGCUGAUUGUACUGGUUGUUGCUUGUUGACUGUACUAUUCGGAUGCUUUAUGAUUUUGUAUAUUUUAUGUCACCUAGAUCUAAUUCUGAAAACAUUGUAAUAAAAUAAUCAGCUAUAAUGGUA